AUGACCCAACGGCCAAUCUCCAUCUUCAAGCGCCUCCAAGCGCUAUCUCCAAAAGGCUCCAUCAUGCCCGAUAUGCCAGACCCACAACCGUACUACAGCUACAACCACACUACCCAGACAUGGAGCCCGGUUGAAACAGACUCCACCGUGGAACCCACAACCACAACUACAACUACAACUACAAUAAACACCAACACAACUCCUCUCAAAACCUUCACCCUAACAACCUGGAAUAUCGACUUUCAGCAGCCCUGCAAAGCAGAACGGACUCAAGCUGGCCUAAACUAUCUUUCAACAGUCCUCCUCAAACCCAGCGAUGACAAAAAUAACGACGUUACACCAAUAAAUAUAAUUUUCCUUCAAGAAAUGGUCCCCAACGAUCUAACCAUCAUCCAACAAACAAAAUGGAUACAGGAUCACUUCUUCAUUACCGAUUUGAACCAUACACAGUGGAGAGGGUCCUACGGAACGACGACACUGAUAGAUAGACGGUGUCAUGUACAGCGGGUUUUUAGGGUCCCGUAUUCGACGUCUAGAAUGCAGAGAGACGGGCUUUUCGUGGAUUUGGAUUGUCAAGAGGGAGGAGAAACUGGUGGAACCCUUCGUCUCUGCAACACCCACCUCGAAAGUCUCCUCUCCAACCCCCCAAUCAGACCGAUGCAACUCCAUCUCGCUUCGCAGUUCAUGCAUGGGUCUGGACCAGGAGAGACAGACUUACCCACUCCGCACGCGGCCAUAUUAGCCGGUGACCUCAAUGCCUUCGCGCCUGAGGAUCUCACCGCGCCGAAUGAGUGUGCGCUCCGCGAUGCGUUUCUGGUUCUUGGUGGGAAGGAUGGCACGGAGGAGAGCUUCACGUGGGGUCAGCAGAUUCCCAAUUGGUUAAGGGAGAAGUUUGGAUGUUCUCGUAUGGACAAGGUUCUGUUUUGUGGUGGGUUGGAGGUGGAGAGGCUGGAGAGGAUUGGAGCUGGUGAAAUGGUUUGGAUCGAAUAUCCGGAUGUGAGCGAUGAGGAGACCGAGGAUGAGAAAGGGGAGGAAGUGUGGAUUACCGAUCAUUUGGGAUUGUGUGCUGACUUUAGAAUUACGAGAUUGGGGGGAGAGUAG
Aspergillus oryzae RIB40 is the source of this 1101-nucleotide messenger RNA. Its product is annotated as endonuclease/exonuclease/phosphatase family protein. Gene Ontology annotation, cellular component: PML body; cytoplasm. Bases 1 to 1101 code for a protein of 366 amino acids. Gene Ontology annotation, biological process: double-strand break repair. The transcript has 2 exons. NCBI's taxonomy places the organism in Eukaryota, Fungi, Ascomycota, Eurotiomycetes, Eurotiales, Aspergillaceae. The record is from RefSeq and is a predicted model, not a curated record. Gene Ontology annotation, molecular function: 5'-tyrosyl-DNA phosphodiesterase activity; single-stranded DNA binding.